AUGGCAAUCGACUAUGGUCAAGAGCCAAAGAACCGCACCUCAAACGGCCUGGCCAACUCGGUCAAACUCUCGACAAACAACUUGAACCGAAAUGGUAUUGUUGCCGAGCCAGAGGCUCCUGAUCAGCACAUAGCGGAUCUGUCGUGGAUUGAGGUCAAAGAAUUAACAUGGCUUGUCAAAGUACGCGCGAAUAUGGAUGUGUAA
This is a messenger RNA of Penicillium odoratum, 204 nucleotides long. RefSeq lists its product as uncharacterized. The transcript is spliced from 2 exons. NCBI's taxonomy places the organism in Eukaryota, Fungi, Ascomycota, Eurotiomycetes, Eurotiales, Aspergillaceae. The record is from RefSeq and is a predicted model, not a curated record. The coding region runs from base 1 to 204 and encodes 67 amino acids.